CACUCCUUCCACAAGCAAUAGGCUCAGCACCCAAUCAGACUGAGAACCCGACACACCAGGCAACCAACAGGUGCUGGGCAUGUGGUGGCCACAGAUGAUCGAAAACACCAGCGUCCUUCAAAACCCGAUCUCCGACUUUGACCAGAACAUGAUAGAAACCGCGUCCAAUGAUUCACUGGGGAAUACCUCAGCUGAGGCCAAUGCCACCCGUUGCACAAUAGGGGGAAGGCACAACUAUAUCUUCCUUAUGAUCCCUAUUAUAUACACCGUCAUCUUUGUGGUGGGGGUUGUGGGAAACAGCAUGGUGGUGAUCAUUAUUUACUGCCACCUGAAGUUGACCACAGUUGCCAACAUUUUCCUGCUGAACUUGGCACUGGCCGAUUUGAUCUUCGUGAUGACCUUGCCCUUCUGGGCCACCUACACCGCCAUGGAGUACCACUGGAUGUUCGGAAACUUCCUGUGCAAGACCAGCGCCACAGUGGUGCUACUGAACAUGAAUGCCAGCGUCUUCCUCAUCACCUGCCUCAGCGUGGACCGCUACCUUGCCAUCGUGUACCCCAUGCGGUCGAGGAGCCGGCGGACCCUGCUCCAUGCCCGGGCGGUUUGCAUCGGCGUCUGGCUGCUGGCCGCCAUUGCCAGCCUUCCCGCCACCUUCUUCCGAAACACCUCCCACUAUCACAGCUGGAAUCAAACCAUCUGUGCGUUCGAUUACCCCGAGAGGUACCGGACCCAGUGGAUAUUUGUUAUGGCGCUGCUUAAGACACUGCUGGGCUUUCUAAUUCCGCUUCUCAUUAUUUUGAUCUGCUAUUCCCUCAUCAUCAGGAGCUUGGUGCAGACCUAUCAGGUGAGAAGAAGCAAGCCAUCAAGCAACGAAGCGUUUAAACUCAUCGUGGCUGUCGUUGUGUCCUUCAUCUUGUGCUGGCUUCCAUUCCAGGUCCUCACCUUCUUGGACAUGCUGUCCCGCCUGCAGAUUAUUAAGAACUGCCGCCUUGCAGAAAUCAUCGACACUUCCAUCCCCUUCACCAUCUGCAUCGCGUACUUCAACAGCUGCCUCAACCCCAUCCUCUACAGCUUGGUUGGCCGUAACUUCAGAGAGAAGCUCUUCCUUUUCCUGAGGUGCAGGAGGCCCAAGUUAAAACACCACACCAGCCUGUCGACCAAACAAAGCUCAUUAUCGUAUUGGACCACAGACCCGUCGAGGAAGCAGAUGGACACUACUCGGAGGGGGUCACCAUGAUGGGGUCAAAUUCCAUCACCGAUUAGCAGCAAGUUUGAAUUGA
Molecule: messenger RNA, 1280 nt
Organism: Amblyraja radiata (thorny skate)
Lineage: Eukaryota; Metazoa; Chordata; Chondrichthyes; Rajiformes; Rajidae
Gene: agtr1a
Product: angiotensin II receptor, type 1a
Exons: 2
Coding region: 80-1237 (385 amino acids)
Biological process (GO): calcium-mediated signaling; neutrophil chemotaxis; positive regulation of cytosolic calcium ion concentration
Cellular component (GO): membrane; external side of plasma membrane
Molecular function (GO): angiotensin type II receptor activity; C-C chemokine binding; C-C chemokine receptor activity
Source: RefSeq, a predicted model, not a curated record